Bathycoccus prasinos is the source of this 1116-nucleotide messenger RNA. RefSeq lists its product with no specific name. Gene Ontology annotation, cellular component: nucleus. Bases 1 to 1116 code for a protein of 371 amino acids. Lineage: Eukaryota; Viridiplantae; Chlorophyta; Mamiellophyceae; Mamiellales; Bathycoccaceae. The transcript has a single exon. The record is from RefSeq and is a predicted model, not a curated record.
AUGCCGCCGAAGAAAUUGGUAGAAAAAUCAUCUGCUGGAGGAAAAAAACGAGAGAGAAACGUGAACGAAGUGGCGAAGAACGCGCCGGCGAAAUUGAUGAUGACGACGACUUCGGCGUCGAAAAAGGCGAAGAUUACGGUAAAGAGUGCGAAGAAAAAGAAGGCGAGUAAAGAAGAAGAAGAAGAAGAAGAAGAAGAAGAAGAAGAAGAAGAGGAGGAAGAGGAGGAAAAUGUCGUGAUUGAUGAAGACAACGAGAAUAACAGAGAAGAAGUGCGACGACCGCACUCGUACGUCGGGGUGUCCGAUCCACCGGUGUCAAAGAUUCUCAAAGAGAUUAAAGAAGCCAUCAAGGUUUCCAACGAAAAGAAUGUGCAAGCGCACAUAGGUUUAUCGAGUCAGGAGGUGCAACACUUGACGAUGGAAGCCGCGCGGUUCUUUCUCUUCCAAACGGAAAAGAACGGCAACGCGCCGAUUCCUCGAGCGUUGUACACGGAAGCGAUGGCAAAGAUCAUGAAAGGAAAGAAAGUCAGAAACGUGGCGAGUUACAUUUUGCCUCGUGCGCAGUUGCGGUUGUUGGACUAUCUCGGUUUGGAAUUGAAAGAAGUCCAAAGAGUGACCUCGCAAGUGGAACAGAGCAAGAGCAAAAGUGCAGAGACUACGUCGACGACGUCGUUCAUUCUUCGUUCGGCGCAGCCAAUCGACGCGCGCGUCAAGUUUGUGGACAAGCACAUUUCCAAAACGAAAAAAAUGUGGAGAGGACUCGUUAUCGCGAUAUCGUCAAUCAUUCAAGUUAACGGAGGCACGAUGGAAGAAUCAGCGCUGUUUCGAGCGCUCGGACGAUUCGGUAUGCGAGCCUCCUAUAACGGCAAAGGACCUGGAUUAGGAAAAUGGUCCAACGAUUUUGAGUGCAAGCAUUGCGAAAUCAUACCAAAGCUCGUUUCUCGACGCGUUCUUUUACGAGAUAAAAUCACCGCGGCUUCUGGAAACGACUUCACUUACCAAUACGAACUCGGCGAAGGCGCGUUGGAGCACUUUUCGCAAGAGCACUCCAAACAGUUCGUCAAGGAGAUGAUGCACUCGUACAAAGAAGAAUUGCAGCCGAAUAUUGGUCCUUGA